GGCACCUAUUGAAAAAAUAAAAUUCACGAGCAACAAAAACGAAAGAUGACAUUUAAAAACAGAUUAAAUUAUCCGAAGGAGACCUUGGAUCUUCUGCAGCUACUCGGGCACGGCUGCAAGCGCAGGGAGCUAAUCUUGAACCAGAGAUCUGGAGAAACCCUUGGCACCCACCGCCGUUCAUUCAUCCCCAUCGCCUCGAGUUGGAAUUGACCCCUCAUUCAUGACUUUUUUGCACAUCCACCUUGUCCAGAUGCACCAACCCGAAAGAAAUGUUAUGCUUUUUUUUUUUUUUUUAACUUGACAAGCAAAAAAUAGAACAAACGCCAUUCCCCUGGUGGUCCUUUGCCCACGUCAACUGUGCAUGCAGGUUCUGAUACGUGGUCCAGUGCCCCUCGAUCGCGCAAUUGCAAUUUUCUUUGACCGCUAUUCGAACGGAUCCUUCACCGUAUCCUCUUAUGUUUUCAAUGAGAGUGGUUCAUACAAAUUUGCCUGACAGCGGGGUUCAAGGGCCAAGCAUGCAUGCUUCUAAGGGAACAAGAGGAACCGGCCUUCAUCAGAUCUUUCCGUCAUUGGUCCGACGGCUUCAUUUUCCUAGAUCGCCCACGCUCUGGCAUCACCCUAUCCGAGGCCCCCCUUUGUUGUGCAAUUUGAUGAGACCAAACCCUCCUCAAAGUCGUCAUCCCCUUUACCCUCGUUGGGCACUUCUAAUACUAUCCAUCCGUCCCGCUGAUAGGUUCGGCCUCCUGAGGGUCAGAGAUGAGCAGGUUGACCACUUUCCAGAGCCGUGUCUGGAGGUGUUCAUGAUCAAAGCCGCCACCGGACGAAGUUACACC
Messenger RNA from Pyricularia grisea, 833 nucleotides. RefSeq lists its product as uncharacterized. NCBI's taxonomy places the organism in Eukaryota, Fungi, Ascomycota, Sordariomycetes, Magnaporthales, Pyriculariaceae. The record is from RefSeq and is a predicted model, not a curated record. The annotation marks the transcript as partial. The transcript is spliced from 2 exons.